AUGAUUGCUUCCUUGUAUGGAAGCAUUGAGGUUUUGAAGUACCUUAUUAGUUGUCAAAAGGUUGAUGUCAAUAGAGCAUGUGGCUCAGAUGGGGUUACGGCUCUUCAUUGUGCAGUGGCAGGGGGUUCGGAUUCAUUGGUUGAGGUUGUGAAGCUCUUGAUUGAUGCCUCAGUUGAUGUCAAUGUUGUUGAUGCCAAUGGCAAGAAACCUGGUGACCUGAUUUUAUCGUCCAUGAAGUUCUUAAACAAUUCGAAGAGGAGAACCUUGGAGAUGCUAUUGAAAGGGAUUAGCUUUGAGGCUGGUGAUCCAGAAGAAGAAGAAAAAAUUAGUAGACCUCUGGCAACAAAAGGAGGAAAUGAGAAGAAAGAAUAUCCAGUUGAUGUACCAUUGCCAGAUAUAAACAAUGGGAUAUAUGGAACUGAUGAAUUUAGGAUGUAUAGUUUCAAGGUGAAGCCAUGCUCGAGAGCUUAUUCUCAUGAUUGGACAGAAUGCCCUUUUGUCCAUCCUGGUGAGAAUGCGAGGAGGCGUGAUCCAAGGAAGAAUCACUACACUUGUGUUCCCUGCCCCGAGUUCAAGAAGGGAGCGUGUGCAAAGGGUGAUUCCUGUGAAUAUGCUCAUGGGGUUUUUGAGUCCUGGCUACAUCCUGCCCAGUACAGAACCCGCCUUUGCAAGGACGAGACUGGAUGCCCAAGGAGAGUGUGUUUUUUCGCACACAAGCCUGAAGAGUUGCGUCCACUUUAUGUCUCUACAGGUUCAGCUUUGCCUUCACCAAAGUCUAUCUCAGUUAAUUCAACAGACUUUUCAACAUUGAGCCCGUUGUCUCUUGGCUUGUCUUCUUCGACAUACCCUAAUACUUCAACUCCACCAAUGUCACCAUCGGUUACAUGUUCGUCUCCAAUGGGUGGAAGCAUUCGGCAGAACAAGGCAAACCUCAUGCCUCCUGCUCUGCAGCUGCCAGGAAGCCGACUCAAGACGUUUCUGAGUGCAAGAGAUAUGGAGUUAGAUAUGGAAUUGCUUGGAUUGGAAAAAAUCCGAACCCAAUACCAACAAAGGCAGCAGUUGGCUGACGAGAUGGCUAAUAUCUCAUCCCCGUACUGCAAAGUUACAGAUUUGAAGCCUACCAAUCUUGAUGAUGUUUUCGGAUCGCUUGAUGCUUCGUCAUUAUCUCAAUUUCAGAGUCCAAAUGGCCUUCAGAUUCAUCAGAACUCAAACCAACUCCGUGCAAGCUACCCUUCCAACCUGUCAUCCUCGACAGCAAGGAUGCCGUCUACUUUUGGAUAUGACUCAUCUGCAGCAGCAGUCAUGAACUCAAGAUCUUCUUUUGCAAAACGCAGCCAGAGCUUUAUUAACCGUAGUGGUGGAGUUGGCCAUCGGUCCUGCCAUUCUGGUGCUGCUAAUUCCCCGAGUUUGAUGCCUUCUAAACUUUCAGAUUGGAGCUCCCCUGAUGGAAAACUUGACUGGGGCUUUAACAGUGAGGAGUCGAACAAGUUUAGGAAGUCAGCCUCUUUUGGAAUUCGAAGUGGUAAUGCUGCGGUAUCAACCGCAAUGGCUCCACCAAAUGUGGACGAGCCAGAUGUAUAUUGGGUUCAUUCAUUAGUUAAAGAUGUCCCCUCUAACGGUGCUGGAGCUGGACAGUACAGUUCAGAGCAGCAUCAUGGACGGGCACGUGAUAUUGGCCCCCAUUGGGUCGACCAAUUGUACAUAGAUCAUGAGCAGAUUGUGGCUUAAGUCAAGAAAAUUGCUUCAAGAUUAUCGUUAACUAGGUCAAUAUUUUUGAAAAUUCUUACUAAUACGUUGUAUGUUUAGAUGGUCAGUUUAAUGGAAUAUAUAUAUCAAUUGCUGUUCUUUUGAUCAGGUUGCUUAAGGAGUCGAAAAGGUUAGACAGAGGAACAAAUUUUUAUUUUUACUUUUUUCCUAUAUUUGUUUCUCCCAACCUGGGAUAGUUGUAACUUUUAUGUAUUCCUCAAUAAACAACAGAUAAAGAAUGAAUUCCAAGUGAACUUAUGCA
This is a messenger RNA of Olea europaea var. sylvestris, 2008 nucleotides long. Its product is annotated as zinc finger CCCH domain-containing protein 29-like. NCBI's taxonomy places the organism in Eukaryota, Viridiplantae, Streptophyta, Magnoliopsida, Lamiales, Oleaceae. Gene Ontology annotation, molecular function: protein binding; metal ion binding. The record is from RefSeq and is a predicted model, not a curated record. The transcript has a single exon. The coding region runs from base 1 to 1728 and encodes 575 amino acids.